CCUCCUCCUCCUCCUCCUUCCCCAGGGCCUGCCUGGCAUGGAGGUGCUGGCCGCGGGGAGCCGGGCGCUUCCCGCGGGCUGCAUCCCCGCUGCCCCGCGUCCCCGUGCCCGCAUCCCCGGUGCCCCGCAUCCCCCCGCCCCGGCACAGCCCUGAGCGCCCGGCAGCCGCUCCUUUGUGCGGCUGUGGAGCCGUGCGGGCUCCGCGCCCCCAGCCCCGCUCGGGGGCGGCCCGCGGGCCAGCGGGAGGGAUGCUGCCCUCGCCGGAGGAGCCCAGCGCGGCAGGUCGGCGGCCAGAAGCAGCGCCCGGCUCCGCUCGAUGCUGACACGCCCCCAGGACUGCCGGAUCCCCCCCUCUGCACGCGGGGCCGUCCCCACGCCAUGUCCCAGCGGUGCCACCGCCCCUGUGCCGGGGGGUCCCCGGCCGCCCCCGCGGGUCCCCGCGGCCCCGGCGCCGCGCCAUGAGCGGGGCCCCGGCGGGGAGCAGAGCUGAGGGAUGGCCUCGCUGGACCUGCCCUACCGCUGCCCGCGCUGCGGCGAGCACAAGCGCUUCCGCAGCCUGUCCUCGCUGCGCGCUCACCUGGAGUACAACCACACCUAUGAGACCCUCUACGUGCUCUCCAAGACCAACAGCAUCUGCGACGCCGCCGUCUUCCCGCUGGCCGCCGACGGGGCCCUGCUGGCCCCGGCCGCGCGCAGGGACUACUUCGAGAGCACCUCCUUCCAGGGCAAGGACCAGCGCUUCUCCUGCGACCUGGUCCCCGCCGACGAGCUGGAGCCGGCGCCGGCCGCGUCGCCCUCGCCGCGCUAUGUGCACGAGAUCGAGAUCCCGCUGAGCGAGAUCUUCACGCGGGGCAAGGCCGUGGCGCCCGCGCCCGUCCCGCCCGCCGCCAUGGACUCGGCCUACGAGGAGGGCCUGGCCCGCCUGAAGAUCCGCGCCUUCGAGAAGCUGGAGGUGGACAAGAGGCUGGAGAAGCUGACGGAGGAGGUGGAGCAGAAGAUCGCCUCGCAGGUGGGCCGGCUGCAGGUGGAGCUGGACCGCAAGAGCUCGGAGCUGGAGAAGGCCAAGCAGGAGAGCCUGCGGCUGAGCCGCGAGAAGCAGGAGCUGGAGGACCGCGCCUCGGAGCUGUCCCGCCAGGUGGACGUCAGCGUGGAGAUGCUGGCGUCCCUCAAGCAGGACCUGGUGCAGAAGGAGCAGGAGCUCACCCGCAAGCAGCAGGAGGUGCUGCAGAUAGACCAGUUCCUGAAGGAGACGGCGGCGCGGGAGGCCAACGCCAAGGUGCGGCUGCAGCACUUCAUCGAGGAGCUGCUGGACCGCGCCGACCGCGCCGAGAAGCAGCUGCAGAUCAUCAGCAGCAGCUGCGGCACCACCCCGAACGGCAGCCUGGGCCGCUGCGGCACCCCGGGCAGCAAGGGCAUCGCCCGGGCGGCACCUCUGCGGGCACAGGCGCGGCUCCGCAUCCCUCGGGGUGAGGGGUCCCCCGAGGGCAGCCGGCAGCGCUGGGUUUGGGGGGUGCCCUGGCCCCCCAUCCCUGCCCUGCCCCAUCCCUGCCCUGCCCAGCCCGGCGGGCACAGACCCGCGCCAGGCUGGGGACAGAACCAGCCAGGCGUGCUGGGCACGGGCUGGGGGCGCCGAGCGGGGCCGGGCGGGCAGCCCGGGUGUCACCGCGGUCCCCGUGCCAGGGAGGUGCUGCAGAUAGACCAGUUCCUGAAGGAGACGGCGGCGCGGGAGGCCAACGCCAAGGUGCGGCUGCAGCACUUCAUCGAGGAGCUGCUGGACCGCGCCGACCGCGCCGAGAAGCAGCUGCAGAUCAUCAGCAGCAGCUGCGGCACCACCCCGAACGGCAGCCUGGGCCGCUGCGGCACCCCGGGCAGCAAGGGCAUCGCCCGGGCGGCACCUCUGCGGGCACAGAGGGAGCGGCAGCCGGGCCCGGCGGCGGGGCACGGUCCCUACGGCGCGUCCCAGCAGCGCUCCUGCUCCAGCACCGGGGCCUCGAGCCGGGCCAAGGCCGUGUCGCAGAGCUCGGGCUGCUACGACAGCGACAGCGCGGAGCCGUGUCCCGCGGAGCAGGCGGGCGAGGGGCCCCCGUACGCGGCGCGGGGCUCGGGGCUGCGCCGCCAGGCCAUCCACAACUGGCACCGCCGGCCCUACCGCAACAGCACCGAGGGCGAGGAGGGCGACGUGUCCGACGUGGGCUCCCGCACCACCGAGUCGGAGGCCGAGGGCUGGGAGCCCGAGGCGCCGGGGUGCGCCGCGCCCCGGGCGCCCGGCAGCUGCCGCCUGACCGGCCUGGAGGCAGGGCUGGAGUCGCUGCUGAAGGCGACGGGCAGCAACCUGCUGAUCCUGCGCAUCUCGCACUGCCCCAACGUGCUGACGGACCGCUCGCUCUGGCUGGCCAGCUGCUACUGCCGCGCCCUGCAGGCCGUCACCUACCGGAGCUCCACGGACCCCGUGGGCCACGAGGUGAUCUGGGCCCUUGGAGCAGGCUGCAGGGACAUCAUCUCGCUGCAGGUCGCCCCUCUGCAUCCCUGCCAGCAGCCGACGCGCUUCAGCAACCGCUGCCUGCAGAUGAUCGGGCGCUGCUGGCCCCACCUGCGCGCGCUCGGCGUCGGCGGCGCCGGCUGCGGCCUGCAGGGCCUGGCCUCCCUCGCCCGGAACUGCAUGAGGCUGCAGGUGCUGGAGCUGGACCACGUGGCCGAGAUCAACCAGGAGGUGGCUGCUGAGGUGUGCCGCGAGGGGCUCAAGGGGCUCGAGAUGCUGGUGCUCACCUCCACGCCCGUCACCCCCAAAGCCCUGCUGCACUUCAACAGUGUGUGCAGGAACCUGAAGUCCAUCGUGGUGCAGGUGGGGAUCGUGGACUACUUCAAGGAGCCCCACAGCCCCGAAGCCAGGAGGAUGUUUGAGGAAAUGGUGAACAAACUGCAGGCCCUGCGGAAGAGACCCGGCUUCUCCAAGAUUUUACACAUCAAGGUGGAGGGAGGCUGUUAGCCCUCGGGGCCCAAAGCACAUUCCCUGCUCUGCCCGGCGGAGCCCCCUGAGACCAAAGCCCUGGUGGGGACCCCGGCUCGGGCACGAGGAGCCCCCAACCCUCCGGGGCCACAAGGUGCUACUCAAGGACAAUUUCUGGCUGCCCCGAGGCAGGGCCUGCUCUUUGCCAGGAGGGAAGAUGGCUCGCAGCCCCAGGAUCCGUGUUUGGGGACGGCUGCUCUGCACAACUCUGCUGUGGGGUCUCGGGCCAGGGAUGCCCAGCCCGUCCUGGGGGCUCUUGGCUGGCCUGGCCUCUGCACCCCCAGCCUCUCCGUGGCCUGGGAAGGGGCUGCUGCUCCCCCAGCGUUCCCACAGGGUUUCUGCUCCUUUCAUUUGGGAUUGGGGGCAGCCAAAGGCGGGAAAGGCUCCCAGGAGCCAGCACAGCACAAGGAGCAGAGCUGCACCAGGAGAGACGGGUGCUCUGCCAGAGGGCUCCAGCCCCGCUUCCUCCCAGCAAACCCCUCCUGCAAGGCAAUAAACCACCUCCAGAUCCUCGUCCAGGGGAAACACGGGUCACGCUCCCGUCCCACCCUCCAGGCUCCAUCCGGGCUCAGCAUCCCCCGUGGAGAGAGGGACUGGCAGGGGACAGCCACGUCUGCCUCCCGAGCAGCCUGAGACACCCUGGCCAGAUUAUCCUGGAAAGAUCCUGGGAAAAGCACCAACCGACUGCCCUGGCUGAGCCUCGCCUACAGCCACCGUCUGCUAAAUCUGAUUUUUCUUCUGAGUGUCCUCAGCCUGCAGGGACAUCAUCAUCGUCAUCAUCCCCAAAACAUCCUUCUUCCACGGGCAAAGCUUUGGAAAGGCAUCCAGCAGGGUCAGGCAUCUCCAUCCUCCACGCUGGGAGAAGGAAGCAGGAGGUGGCCCCGGGCUGGGGACAGCCAUGAGAGCACUGCCAGCAGUGGGGACAGCCUGGCCUUCCCCACAGCCCCAGCCCCUGGCCUUGGACCCCGGGCUGAGCGGAGAGGAGGCCACUGGAGAGAGGAUCUGGGGCUUUUCCCUCUCCCUGGACCUGCAGGUUUUGGUGCCUGCUGGCCAGCGCGGCUGUGAGGGGACAGCUCCCACCCCUGGCUGUCCCCUCCUGGAGCAAGGGGCUCACGUGGGGCGUCCCCCAGGAGGGACCAGGCUGCAGAUCCAGCACCACGGCCCUCACCCGUGGCACGAGAGCUGCUGAACACAGCCCGUGGGGGUCCCCAGAGCAAGGGAAAGCACCCCCAAAUCGCGGGGCUGGUGGGGCUCUGGAGGCAGCCCGAGACCUUCAGCCACCCUCCAUCCCUGCUGCCUGUCUGCUCCGGAGCAGGGCCGGGGUUUUGGGGCCACAGCCCCGUGGGAAGCACCCCUGCUGCCCUCCCUUGCAGCUUUCCAGGAGAAGGCUGUUCCUGAAUGCACAAGAUGGGGGAGCCCACAAACGCCUGCCAGAACCUCCUGCACGCCCCAGUCCCACGGAUGAGCUCCCAGCUCCCUGCCCUGCCCACCUGGGUUUACCUCCACCCCAGGGAGCCUGGGACGCUCCUGAUCCAGGGGCAAGAGCAGCAAGGGAUGCUCCAACCAGCAAAAAACCACCCAGCAGAGCUACAUCCCCCAGGGAACACCCAGCCGUGUGCAGGAGAUGGCACCACCACGGCGCAGGGACUCAGAAUUCCCUCAAAAACUCAAACAAAACAAAGUACCUAUUUAUUUCUAUAAAGAGAAGAAGGAAAAAAAAAAGAUUUUAAAGGAAAGUUAUAUACUCAGCAUGUUUGUACACUCUGUGCUUAAAGACUGUCGUGGCCCAAGGCUGGAGGCGGCUGCUCCGGGCGUGCCCCGAGCCUCUCCCGGCUCCUCAGGGUGAGGUGAUGGAAAGAGGGGAGGCGUGAGGACUCCAGAGAAGCCUUCUGUGCCAGCGGGGUCGGUGGCUGUGUGUGUGGUGGCGUUGGUGGCCCUGUGACCCCCAUCCCUGCGCUGCCCCGGGCUUUGGGAGCCUCGCCUGCACUCGGUGCUUGCCCAGGACCAGAUCGAACCUCAGCUCUGCCCGGGCCUUCCCGGAAAACCCAGCUCAGCAAAGCCUCCUUUCACAAAAAUCCUCUGACGACACAAGACCUUCAGCGGGUUCGAGGACUGGAAGACGGAGAGUGGGGGUUUCUGCCUGUUUUGCUUGGGCUUGAACGGAUCCCUUCCUCAUCCUCCUCCUCGGCUGGGGAUGAAGGCGGCGGGCACAGUGACAGGAGUGGCGGAAGGGGGGCCCUCCUGGUGGCUCCUGAUUGCCCAGCUCGUUAACGAGCUCAUUAGCGGCUCCGAAAUGCCAGACGAUGGUGCCCCUGCUGCUCCCUGUGCGCCCCCAGAGCCUCGGCCCUUCCUCUGAUGGGAACACCCAGAAAUGUUUCCUGGGAAAGCCUUGGGACCGCACAGCGCGUGCAGAAGUGCCAGGGGGGCUCUGCGGUGACAAUCCCAGUAAAAUCCGGGGAUCCGGGGCAGGGUUGGGCUCACAGGGGCUGGAUGGACCGUGGUUCCCAGCCUGGCUCCUGCAGGACCAGCUCUGGGGAGAUUUAUUCCUUUUCCAAUGCGUUUUCCCAAAGUUUCCCCGUGGCUGACAUUGCCAGCAUUGCCCUGCACCUGCGUUUGGGCGCUGGUCAGGGAUUUCCAGAGGAACAACCUCACCAAAGGCAGCUCGGGGGCCAAAGCCAUCCCUAAUCCCUGCUUUUGUGUCUCCCUCGUGUUGGAUCUCACUCGUUCCCCAUCACCCCCAGCCCCAGGGAUGCCCUGGGGAUCAGGGGCCUCCUCCUGCCUUACCCCCUGCCUUGGGGCUCCAGGGUGUCAGGGACUGAGGGAAAGGGGGCCCCAGGCUGGCUCUGCCCCAGCAGGAUUUUAAACCUCUCUGUCCCUCUUCUUGCCGGGUGUCCUGGUCCCUGCUGCCACCAAGGGCACGGCCACGGCAGGGGCUUGUCUGGAUGCCCCAAAAGAGCCUGGAUUUAGGGAAAACAGAGCAAAAACAAACCAGGAGAAGCGCUGGUAAUGGCUCCUGAAGUGGUUAACAGAUGUGUUCCUUCAGCUUUUAGGGGAGGCCCCAGCCCAGGAGCUGGAGCAUUGCUUCAGCCUCAUUUUGGGGUGAGAAACAGCAGGGUGGGCCGGAGCAAAAGCAUUUGGGAAUUGGUGCCAAAUGAGAAAGUGCUGUAAAAGAGAAAAAAUCCCAGGGAGCAGGGAGGUGUUGGGAAGCAGAGAUGGUUUGUUGUGACCGAAGCAUUGCAGGGUGUUGAGGCAGUGAUGGACCUUCCCCAUCAGAGGGAGGCAAAAUAAUCCCUGGGGAGUGUGGGAGAGCACGGAGGGAAAGCUGCUGCAGCAGCGAGGAGGGGAAACUGCCCAAAGCAAGAAAAAAAGGGAUUUUCUAGUGCAGCCUCGGGACUGAGCCCAUGGAGGGCAGCGAGGCAGGUUGGGGCCGGGGACAAGUGGGUGCAAUGGUGUGGGGCAGGUUUGGGAAGCCAGGGGGAGAUGCACAGUUGCUUUGAGAUAAUCAGAGGAGAUAAUCAGUGCAGAGAAUAGAGAUAUAUAAAUCAGGACCUGGAGUCACUCCCUACGGCCCUGGACGGCAGCGGUGUACAGCGACCUCCCCUCCCCAGAGCUCCCCGUGGCCUCCCAAGUUAUUUUUUUAACUCUCUAUAAAUUUAGGUCUAUUUUAGUCUUUCCGCAGCGAUGUGCCAGUGUCUGGAGAACCAAACAUCCCUUCCUGCCCCUGUCCCUGGAUGCUGAAGGUGUGCCGAGGUUCCUGGAGGGGAGAGCAGGGAUGGGCAGGCCGGGGGAGCAGCGCAGCCUGGCCUGCAGCCCGUGGCUUUAGCACUUUGGUUGGAACUCUCACCUGUAGACGCACUUUGAUGUUGUUGCUUUGAAACUUUGGCAAGUGUAAACAAUGUGUACUCAAAGAAUUACAGAGAAACGACCCCCAGCCAAGCGUGUAAAGAGCUAUUUUAUGACUCGGUGUUGAAUAAAGACUCUGGAGAUCCAGCUGGGCUGUCACUCUCCCGGGCUCACACCGGACCCACUCCAGUGACACCAGUCCCUGCUUGGGGGCUGCUGGAAGCGUCCUCCUGCUCCCUCUGCAGGUCCAGGGCUCCACUGGUCUGGCAUCAGGGGCACGGGGACCAAGCGGGACACAGGGACACAGCACGGGGGGGCACCGAGAGGGACAGGCCCUGGCACAGGGUGCCCAGAGCAGCUGGGGGUGCCCCUGGGUUCCUCAAGUGUCCAAGUGUCCCUGUCUUGGAGCAGGCUGGGACAGUGGAAGGCAUCCCUGGAUGAUCUUCAUGGUCCCUUCCAACUCAAACCAUUCCAUGAUUCUGUAUUUUUCUCUGCCCUCCUCCUCACCUGUAACCCACCAGACCCAAGUCUCCCCAUGUUCUCCCAGCACAUUUUCCUCCCUGAGUCUCCCCAAACGCCUGCAUCCAUCCUUGGAGCCCCUUGGAGCUGUCACCCAGCUGCUGCCCUGAACCUCCUUCAGUGAAGCAAAUGGAAAAUGGAAAUGCCCCAUUGAGCAGAAGCCAAUUAAAGUGUCAGUGAGCAAUUUCCAGGAGCUCCAAGCGCACACAGAGGUGCUCCAUCCUAGAGGAUGUGCCUGGAGUCUGCCCUGCUCUCCAGCACAGCACCUGCUUUGAAACAGGGCAAAACCCAGCCCAAAGGUUCAUUUCCAACUCCAGUCCUGAGGCCUCCCUGUGUGGAUGCAGCACAGAACAGAGGACAAGCCCAAUGUGCCACUGAGACCGACUCGUUUUAUUGUGCUGGAGCUGGCUUCAAAGUGCCCAGCAGAACAAAACACAAACCAGUAUAAAUAGACCCCAAAGCCCCCUGCACUGCUCCAGCCCCGAGGAGGGAAGGGGCCCCAGGAGGGAAAGGCCUGGAGGAGGGAACGCUCCUGGGGAGGGAAGGGGCCCCAGGAGGGAAGGGUCCUGAGGGAAUGCCCAGGCCAGCGAGGCAGCGCCAGGCAGGGCAGCUCCAGGGCUGUGGCUGCCAGCGCCAGGAGCUGCUCGUGACCACCAGGAGCUGCCUGUGACCACCAGAAACUGCCCGUGACCACCAGGAGCUGCUCGUGACCACCAGGAGCUGCCCGUGACCACCAGGAGCUGCCUGUGACCACCAGAAACUGCUUGUGACCACCAG
Molecule: messenger RNA, 8146 nt
Organism: Passer montanus (Eurasian tree sparrow)
Lineage: Eukaryota; Metazoa; Chordata; Aves; Passeriformes; Passeridae
Gene: FBXO41
Product: F-box protein 41
Exons: 12
Coding region: 494-2986 (830 amino acids)
Source: RefSeq, a predicted model, not a curated record